This is a messenger RNA of Hyaloscypha bicolor E, 1297 nucleotides long. RefSeq names its product FAD/NAD(P)-binding domain-containing protein. NCBI's taxonomy places the organism in Eukaryota, Fungi, Ascomycota, Leotiomycetes, Helotiales, Hyaloscyphaceae. The transcript has 3 exons. Bases 81 to 1274 code for a protein of 397 amino acids. Gene Ontology annotation, molecular function: FAD binding. The record is from RefSeq and is a predicted model, not a curated record.
AGCACUGACUGAGCCCCCUCAAGAACUCACGCUGUCAAGCACACAAUUUGAUCCCGAAAAGCAGAAGUAAAUAACAAAAGAUGUCAGAUCUCCCAGUGAUCAUCGUUGGAGCUGGUGUAGUUGGCCUCGUUCUCGCUCAGUCUCUGAAGAUGGAUGGGAUACCAUUCAUAAUCUUUGAUAGAGAUGAGCACAUUGACGUCCGUGGUCAUGGAUGGGGAAUCACGAUCCACUGGGCGCUUGAAGCAUUGCAAGCCUGCCUUCCACCACCACUUUUCGAGCGCUUGGGAACCAUCCAAGUUGAUCCAGAACAAGGGCGAAAAGAUACCGGACAAUUUCUUUUCUUGAACCUGGCAAAUGCAGAAGCUGUCUUCCAAAUACCUCCGGCACCACGUCGUCGUAUCAAUCGAGAAAAGUUCAGGAAGCUCCUUCUUGAUGGGAUUGAUGUCCAAUGGAACAAGAAUAUUGCCAGCGUUGAGACUACGCCAUCAGGUGUACAAGUCACAUUCCAGGAUGGGACAAUAUCUGAAGGAAGACUUCUCGUUGGUGCUGAUGGAUCGACCUCGAAAGUACGGAGGACUCUCUGCCCAGAAACAGGAUCAUUGUGCCAGCUGCCUAUACGAUUCCUAGGUGCCACAGUCAAGCUAUCGCCAAGUGAAAUGUCGCCGCUCAGAGCUCUUGAUCCUCUGCUUUUCCAAGGUUGUCAUCCCGAAACAUCAACGUAUUUGUGGUUUGCAACGCUGGACACGCCUGAAGUCAACGGAUCUCAAGGAGACGACGAGUACUACUCUGCACAACUCAAUAUCUCCUGGCCUGUACGAAACCAAGCUGAUGAAGUCCCUGCCACAAAUUCCGAAAAGCUACAAAAGAUGAAAGAUUUGGCGCAUGACUUCGAGCCGAGACUGAAGAAAGCUGUGCAGAAUAUACCCGAGGGAACGGAGAUCUUGGAGAUCAAGUUAGCAGACUGGCCAUGUCUGGAAUGGCCUUUUGAUGGAAAAGUUACGCUUAUCGGAGAUGCUGCACAUGCUAUGACAAUGUAUCGAGGAGAAGCAGCAAAUCAUGGCAUCACAGAUGCUCGCUUUCUACAUGACCGACUGGUUGAGGUCUCGAAGGGUACUAUAUCUCAAGUUGAUGCGAUUGAGAAGUUUGAGACUGAGAUGAGGGAUCGGACUUCAUGGGCUGUUCUGAUGAGCAGGCAGGCUUGUCUUGAUGCUCAUGACUUUAAGAAUCUGAACGAGGGUAGCGCUAUCUUGGCUCGGCGGACGAAAUUGAAGUAGACAAACAAUAAAAUCAGACUCAU